AUGGAAUUGGAUGCUAUAUCCAUGCUUACAGCUCAAGUAGCAGCCUUGACAAAGCAACUACAAAAGACUGCACUCCCAUCUGAAGCUAUGCAAAUUCAAAACCUUUGUGAAGUGUGUGGUACAACUCAUCAACCCAACCAAUGCCCUGCUAUAGAUAUAAAUAACAUGCCCAUGGAAGAAGUACAAGCUAUAGGAAAUUACCAAAGACAACCUAAUAACCCCAAUUCCAUGUCUUACACCCUAGUUUGGAAGAAUAAUCCUAAUUUCUCCUGGUUUAACAAUCAAAAUACUUUACAACCUUAUCCUCCACCUCAGCCACAGUAUCAACCUGCCCAAAAUAGACCACCAUAUCCACAACAAUAUGCACACCAAAACCGUCCACCUGGAUAUUAUCAACCACAAAAUAAACCACCUCACCCAAUGCCAAUGAAACUAGCUAAACCUCAACCUAAUUGCCAAGCUAUUACUUUGAGGAGUGGAAUGAGAUAUGAAGGGCCAACUAAGAAUCAGUCAGAAGAAGAAGAAGGUCAGAAGGGAAAUACACAAGGUAUUGAAGAAAAGAAGUUUAAUGAUGAAAUGGUUACUGAAGACCUUAAGAAAGAAGAGGAGACUCCACCUGUGAGUAUUGAGAAACAUGUUAGAAUUCCAUAUCCACAAAGACUUCGUAACCAAAAUUUAGAUAAACAAUUUGCAAAGUUUUUAGAGGUGUUCAAGAAGCUACAUAUAAAUAUACCGUUCGCAGAAGCAUUAGAACAGAUGCCCAGCUAUGUAAAGUUUAUGGAGGAAAUUCUUUCUAAUAAGAGAAAGAUGGGUGACUAUGAAAUGGUGGCAUUAACGGAAGAAUUAUUCCGUAGACUUGGUUUGGGUGAAGCUAGGCCAACCACAGUAACAUUGCAGCUGGCUGAUAGAUCUGUGAAGCAUCCACGUGCAACUGGGCAAGCAUUGAUAGAUGUGCAAAAAGGAGAGUUAAAGCCUAGAGUUCAAGGGGAAGAAGUAGUAUUUAAUAUGUUUAAGGCUAUGACUUAUCCUAAAGCAAGUGAUAGUUGUUUCUCAGUUGAUGUGGUAGAAGAAGUAGUAGGAAGAAAAGAAUUAAUUGAGGAUCCUCUUGAAUUAAGUCUUAUAGUUGAUGAUGUAGAUGGUGAGGAAAAUGAAGAAGCGAUGAGUUAUUUGAAGUGGAUAAAAUCAUCUGAGCCAUGGAACCAUAAGAAAUUUGAAGAAUUGGGUGAGGGACCGGAAAUACCAUUACCAUCGAUUCUGAAGCCACCUGUUUUAGAACUGAAAGUUUUACCAGACCAUCUCCAUUAUGCUUAUCUUGGGGAAAAAGAGACUCUUCCGAUUAUAGUUUCAUCAUUUCUUUCAGAAGUACAGGAGGAUAAGUUGUUGAGGGUGUUAAGAGCUCAUAAAACUGCUAUAGGGUGGACUCUGGCUGAUAUAAGAGGAAUUAGCCCAUCGAUAGUUAUGCAUAGAAUUCUCAUGGAAGAUGAUGCGAGACCGACUAUUGAUGCUCAAUGA
This is a messenger RNA of Humulus lupulus (European hop), 1512 nucleotides long. RefSeq lists its product as uncharacterized. The record is from RefSeq and is a predicted model, not a curated record. The transcript is spliced from 4 exons. NCBI's taxonomy places the organism in Eukaryota, Viridiplantae, Streptophyta, Magnoliopsida, Rosales, Cannabaceae. The coding region runs from base 1 to 1512 and encodes 503 amino acids.